Molecule: messenger RNA, 903 nt
Organism: Sphenostylis stenocarpa
Lineage: Eukaryota; Viridiplantae; Streptophyta; Magnoliopsida; Fabales; Fabaceae
Source: the annotation of a GenBank genome assembly
AUGGGAGAGAGGAUCCAUGGCGGUGGAAAUGGGAAUGGGAAUGGAUGCUAUUUCCAUUUCCCUCCUCCCCCAUCUCCUGUACGCUCCUCUUCCUCCUCUAUUCCUCCAGAUCGCGAAAGAUAUUUCGCUGAACUACUCGCUGAGAGGCAAAAACUUGUACCUUUUGUGCAAAUUCUUCCCCAAUGUACCAAGCUCUUGACUCAAGAAAUAAGACGCAUGUCUGGCUUUAAUCAUGGUUUUAUCGAUCAUGAAAGACUUGAGCCAGAUAGUCCAUUCAGGCCCUUGGGUCAACAUCCAAAUACCAGACCAAUGGAUUUGGAGGGGUGGCCUCAUUUGCCAAUAGAGGACAAAGGAAAUCUUCAAAGGAUGGGAUCGUUUCAAGCACCACCAAUGGGUUGGCCUGGGACACAAGGAGUUCCAUCUACCCCUGUAGUGAAGAGAGUUAUCAGGCUUGAUGUCCCUGUAGACAAAUAUCCAAAUCAGUAUAAUUUUGUUGGCCGAAUUCUGGGACCGCGCGGGAACUCAUUGAAAAGAGUGGAAGCCAUGACUGAAUGUAGGGUUUAUAUCAGAGGCUGUGGCUCGGUGAAGGAUUCUAUUAAGGAAGAAAAGCUUAAAGAUAAACCCGGAUAUGAGCACCUUAAAGAACCAUUACAUGUGUUGGUGGAGGCAGAGUUUCCGGAAGAUAUAAUCAAUGCUCGCUUGGAUCAUGCAGUGGCAAUACUAGAAAAUCUUUUGAAGCCUGUGGAUGAAUCCCUUGAUCACUAUAAGAAGCAACAGUUGAGGGAGUUGGCUAUGCUCAAUGGUACUUUGAGAGAGGAAAGUCCAAGCAUGAGCCCAAGCAUGAGCCCAAGCAUGUCACCUUUCAACAGUACUGGAAUGAAACGAGCCAAGACAGGAAGGUGA